Molecule: messenger RNA, 2347 nt
Organism: Hyphopichia burtonii NRRL Y-1933
Lineage: Eukaryota; Fungi; Ascomycota; Pichiomycetes; Serinales; Debaryomycetaceae
Gene: PDC11
Product: indolepyruvate decarboxylase 1
Exons: 1
Coding region: 268-1959 (563 amino acids)
Molecular function (GO): thiamine pyrophosphate binding; magnesium ion binding; carboxy-lyase activity
Source: RefSeq, a predicted model, not a curated record
UAGGAACAAGUGGAAAAAAAGAAAAAAAGAAAUGAAAAAGGUGAAGGCUGCAACUGCUCUUCUGUUCCGACAUGUUUUCCUUUCCUAGGAUAAUCCCCUCAGGAUCAUGGUAUGAUGACUUUUCAAUAGAUUUUCCAGACGGGUUAUAAUGUUGGGAAAGUAUAUAUAUUUGGUCAAUUCCUUUCAAUUGAUGGGAGAAUUUAGAUUUAUUUUAUCAUUAUUAAAUAACAAUUAAUACAAAACAAUUUUAAUUAUUAAAAAAAAAACAUGGCUGAAAUUACUUUAGGUAGAUACAUCUUUGAAAGAUUGAACCAAUUAAAGGUUCAAACCAUCUUUGGUGUUCCAGGUGAUUUCAAUUUAUCUCUUUUAGAUAAAGUUUAUGAAGUUGAAGGCAUGCGUUGGGCCGGUAAUGCCAACGAAUUGAACGCUGCUUACGCUGCUGAUGGUUAUUCUCGUCUUAAGGGUUUAUCAUGCUUGGUUACCACUUUUGGUGUUGGUGAAUUAUCAGCAGUUAAUGGUAUUGCUGGUUCUUAUGCUGAACACGUUGGUGUUUUGAAUUUAGUUGGUAUUCCUUCAAUUAGUUCUCAAGCAAAACAAUUAUUAUUACAUCAUACUUUGGGUAAUGGUGAUUUCACUGUUUUCCACAGAAUGGCUAAUAACAUUAGUCAAACUACUGCAUUUAUUUCUGAUAUCAACUCUGCUCCUGCUGAAAUCGAUAGAGCCAUUAGAGAAGCUUAUAUUUACCAAAGACCAGUUUAUGUUGGUUUACCAGCCAAUUUAGUUGACUUAAAUGUUCCAGCUUCUUUAUUACAAACUCCUUUAGAUAUUUCCUUAAAACCAAAUGAUCCAGAUGCUCAACAAGAAGUUAUUGAAAACGUUUUAGAAUUGGUUUCAAAAGCUAAAAAUCCAAUUAUUUUGGUUGAUGCUUGUGCUUCUAGACACGAUUGUAAAGUUGAAGUUGAACAAUUGGUUGAUACUACCAAAUUCCCAGUUUUCACUACUCCAAUGGGUAAAUCGGGUAUUAAUGAAUCUCAUGAAAGAUUUGGUGGGGUUUAUGUUGGUUCUUUAUCUGAACCAGAAGUUAAAGAAUUUGUUGAAUCUGCUGAUUUAAUCUUAUCGGUAGGUGCUUUAUUAUCAGAUUUUAAUACUGGUUCUUUCUCUUAUUCUUAUAAAACUAAAAAUAUUGUUGAAUUCCAUUCUGAUUAUACUAAAAUUAGACAAGCUACCUUCCCAGGUGUUCAAAUGAAAGAAGCUUUACAAAACUUAUUAUUAAACAUCGGUCAAGUCACUGCUUCUUACGUUCCUGGCCCUGUUCCUGCUCCAAGACGUUUCAACUCUCCAGCUGAAGCUAAUACUUUAUUAUCUCAAGAAUAUUUAUGGAACAGAGUUUCUACUUGGUUUAGAGAAGGUGAUAUCAUUAUUACUGAAACCGGUACUUCUGCUUUCGGUAUUGUUCAAUCCAGAUUCCCAAAUAAUACCGUCGGUAUCUCUCAAGUCUUAUGGGGUUCUAUUGGUUUCACCGUUGGUGCUACCUUAGGUGCUGUUAUGGCUGCUCAAGAAAUUGAUCCAAAGAGAAGAGUUAUCUUAUUCGUCGGUGAUGGUUCUUUACAAUUAACCGUUCAAGAAAUCUCUACCAUGUGUAAAUGGGAAACCACUCCUUACUUAUUCAUUUUAAAUAACGAUGGUUACACCAUUGAAAGAUUGAUUCACGGUGAAACUGCUACCUAUAAUGAUAUCCAACCUUGGAAUAAUUUGAAAUUAUUAGAAUUAUUUAAUGCUAAAAAUCCAGAAAAUUAUAGAGUUUCUACCGUUGGUGAAUUAGAAACCUUAUUCUCUAAUAAAAAUUUCAAUGAAAAUACUAAUAUUAGAGCAAUUGAAGUCAUGUUACCAAGAAUGGAUGCUCCAAUUAACUUGGUUAAACAAGCUCAAUUAUCUGAAAAAACCAAUGCUGAAAAUUAAUUCUAACUGACUGCCUUUUUCUUCAUUUUCUUUUUAUAUAAAUAUUUUCCCAUUACGUGUAUACGAAAUACGAUCUAAUCUUAAUAAAACUUCAUUUAGUUUAAUUUUACUGUAUUGAUUCGGACUUGAAUUUAAUCCCGAACUAGAUGGGCAAGAGGUACGGGUGUCUUCCGGAGACCGACUUGGGUCCGAGCAGAUAACUACUCUCUACCAUAUACCCCGAAUAACCUUAAUACCGCCGAAAUUAACUGAAACAGGUCGAAGCUGGCUACUUUCAAGGGAAGCGAAAAUUGUGUCUUCGGAAAACCCUCAGAUUGCGUAAUAGCAUGGGGUAAGGUUUUGGUUCGGUUUUGGUUCGGUUUUUAUCUGUUUUUCUUCUUUUUUUUUU